AUGGUCGCUCAAGUUCAAAAGCCAGCUCCAACUUUCAAGAAGACUGCUGUCAUCGACGGUAUGUUCGAAGAAGUCUCCUUGGACAAAUACAAGGGUAAGUACGUUGUUCUUGCCUUUGUCCCAUUGGCUUUCACUUUCGUCUGCCCAACUGAGAUUGUUGCUUUCUCCGAAGCUGCUAAGAGAUUCGAAGCCUUGGACGCUCAAGUUUUGUUCGCCUCCACCGACUCUGAAUACUCUUUGUUGGCAUGGACUAAUGUUGCCAGAAAGGAUGGUGGUCUAGGUCCAGUUGACAUCCCAUUGUUGGCUGACACUAACCACAAGUUGUCCAGAGACUACGGUGUCUUGAUCGAAGACGAAGGUAUUGCUUUGAGAGGUUUGUUCAUCAUCGAUCCAAAGGGUAUCGUUAGACACAUUACCAUCAACGACUUGCCAGUCGGUAGAAACGUCGAAGAAUCCUUGAGAUUGGUCGAAGGUUUCCAAUGGACUGACAAGAACGGUACCGUUUUGCCAUGUAACUGGACCCCAGGUUCCGCUACUAUCAAGCCAACUGUUGAAGAUUCCAAGGAAUACUUCAAGGAAGCCAACUCCAAGAACUAA
Nakaseomyces glabratus is the source of this 597-nucleotide messenger RNA. It is a transcript of the gene TSA2, whose product is annotated as thioredoxin peroxidase TSA2. Gene Ontology annotation, molecular function: thioredoxin peroxidase activity. The record is from RefSeq and is a predicted model, not a curated record. Lineage: Eukaryota; Fungi; Ascomycota; Saccharomycetes; Saccharomycetales; Saccharomycetaceae. Gene Ontology annotation, biological process: cellular response to stress; hydrogen peroxide catabolic process; cell redox homeostasis. Gene Ontology annotation, cellular component: cytosol.